Messenger RNA from Bombina bombina (fire-bellied toad), 2376 nucleotides. Its product is annotated as homeobox protein 2-like. The coding region runs from base 1 to 2376 and encodes 791 amino acids. The transcript is spliced from 3 exons. Lineage: Eukaryota; Metazoa; Chordata; Amphibia; Anura; Bombinatoridae. The record is from RefSeq and is a predicted model, not a curated record.
AUGACCCCAGACUAUUCAUCAGAAGACAUCCUGAAGUUUGCCCACAAGCCAAAAUAUCAAGCAUUUAAUGAUCAGAGUGCAUUUAAUGAUCAGAGUGCAUUUAAUGAUCAGAGUGCAUUUAAUGAUCAGCAUGCAUUUAAUGAUCAGAGUGCAUUUAAUGAUCAGAGUGCAUUUAAUGAUCAGCAUGCAUUUAAUGAUCAGAGUGCAUUUAAUGAUCAGAGUGCAUUUAAUGAUCAGCAAGCAUUUAAUGAUCAGAGUGCAUUUAAUGAUCAGAGUGCAUUUAAUGAUCAUGCAUUUAAUGAUCAGCGUGCAUUUAAUGAUCAGAGUGCAUUUAAUGAUCAGCGUGCAUUUAAUGAUCAGCGUGCAUUUAAUGAUCAAAGUGCAUUUAAUGAUCAGCAUGCAUUUAAUGAUCAACACGGAUUUAAUGAUCAGAGUACAUUUAAUGAUCAGAGUGCAUUUAAUGAUCAGAGUGCAUUUAAUGAUCAGAGUGCAUUUAAUGAUCAGCAUGCAUUUAAUGAUCAGACUGCAUUUAAUGAUCAGAGUGCAUUUAAUGAUCAGCAUGCAUUUAAUGAUCAGCACGGAUUUAAUGAUCAGAGUACAUUUAAUGAUCAGAGGGCAUUUAAUGAUCAGAGUGCAUUUAAUGAUCAGCAUGCAUUUAAUGAUCAGAGUGCAUUUAAUGAUCAGCGUGCAUUUAAUGAUCAGAGUGCAUUUAAUGAUCAGCGUGCAUUUAAUGAUCAGAGUGCAUUUAAUGAUCAGCAUGCAUUUAAUGAUCAGAGUGCAUUUAAUGAUCAGCAUGCAUUUAAUGAUCAGAGUGCAUUUAAUGAUCAGCGUGCAUUUAAUGAUCAGCAAGCAUUUAAUGAUCAGAGUGCAUUUAAUGAUCAGCAUGCAUUUAAUGAUCAGAGUGCAUUUAAUGAUCAGCAAGCAUUUAAUGAUCAGAGUGCAUUUAAUGAUCAGCAUGCAUUUAAUGAUCAGAGUGCAUUUAAUGAUCAGCAUGGAUUUAAUGAUCAGAGUGCAUUUAAUGAUCAGCGUGCAUUUAAUGAUCAGCGUGCAUUUAAUGAUCAGAGUGCAUUUAAUGAUCAGCGUGCAUUUAAUGAUCAGCAUGCAUUUAAUGAUCAGAGUACAUUUAAUGAUCAGAGUGCAUUUAAUGAUCAGCAUGCAUUUAAUGAUCAGAGUGCAUUUAAUGAUCAGCAAGCAUUUAAUGAUCAGAGUGCAUUUAAUGAUCAGCAUGCAUUUAAUGAUCAGAGUGCAUUUAAUGAUCAGCAUGGAUUUAAUGAUCAGAGUGCAUUUAAUGAUCAGCAUGGAUUUAAUGAUCAGAGUGCAUUUAAUGAUCAGCAUGCAUUUAAUGAUCAGCGUGCAUUUAAUGAUCAGAGUGCAUUUAAUGAUCAGCAUGCAUUUAAUGAUCAGAGUGCAUUUAAUGAUCAGCAAGCAUUUAAUGAUCAGAGUGGAUUUAAUGAUCAGCAUGGAUUUAAUGAUCAGAGUGUAUUUAAUGAUCAACGUGCAUUUAAUGAUCAGCGUGCAUUUAAUGAUCAGCAUGCAUUUAAUGAUCAGUGUGCAUUUAAUGAUCAGCACGCAUUUAAUGAUCAGCAUGCAUUUAAUGCUCAGCAUGCAUUUAAUGAUCAGCGUGCAUUUAAUGAUCAGAGUGCAUUUAAUGCUCAGCAUGCAUUUAAUGAUCAGCGUGCAUUUAAUGAUCAGCAUGCAUUUAAUGAUCAGCGUGCAUUUAAUGAUCAGCACGCAUUUAAUGAUCAGCAUGCAUUUAAUGCUCAGCAUGCAUUUAAUGAUCAGCGUGCAUUUAAUGAUCAGCGUGCAUUUAAUGAUCAGAGUGCAUUUAAUGCUCAGCAUGCAUUUAAUGAUCAGCGUGCAUUUAAUGAUCAGAGAGCAUUUAAUGAUCAACGUGCAUUUAAUGAUCAGAGUGCAUUUAAUGAUCAGCAUGCAUUUAAUGAUCAGCGUGCAUUUAAUGAUCAGCACGCAUUUAAUGCUCAGCAUGCAUUUAAUGCUCAGCAUGCAUUUAAUGAUCAGCGUGCAUUUAAUGAUCAGCAUGCAUUUAAUGAUCAGCGUGCAUUUAAUGAUCAGAGUGCAUUUAAUGAUCAGCAAGCAUUUAAUGAUCAGCAUGCAUUUAAUGAUCAGCGUGCAUUUAAUGAUCAGCAUGCAUUUAAUGAUCAGCGUGCAUUUAAUGAACAGCGUGCAUUUAAUGAUCAGCAUGCAUUUAAUGAUCAGCAUGCAUUUAAUGAUCAGAGUGCAUCAUUUAAUAAUCAGAGUGCAUUUAAUGAUCAGAAUGCAUUUAAUAAUCAGCACACAUUUAAUGAUCAGCAUGCAUUUAAUUAUCAGCAUGCAUUUAAUAAUCAGAGUGCAUUUAACGAUCAGCAUGCAUGCAUUUAA